UUGAAAUUCUUAAGAAAAAUAUUUUUUUAAGUUAUUUGAAAUAAAACACCACGUACCGUCUUGUAUACAUCAAUUAAGAUUAAAAGGGGGAACCCCAUAAAGUCACGUGAGCCUGCACCCUGGUAACGGCUGUAUAUGUUGUCAUACUAGGGUGGUGUUAUGUUGGCGACCUACACGCCGGUUAUCAGCUACCAUUAAUCAGAACCGGUCAGUACCAAGUGUAGUUUUGUAUAGUUUUGGAAUGCUAGAGGAAGAAUUUUAUCUUGAGUUUUAGAAACAUAUAGGUCAUAGAGUAACAUACUAUAAUAUGCAUUUACAUGUUCAUUUCAGGUGCUAGUUACAUUUGACUUCAGGCGCUAUCUGAGUGGUUAUCACCAGGCAACAUGAAGCAGGCACAUCUUCUACUUGUCGGCAUGGCAGUCCUGGUGUUUUUCGGCGCAGCUUACAUUUAUGGUCUCGAUAAACAGACGCUCACGCCCGUUGAAAUAUUUUGGAUGCAGAAAGAUUAACAGAAUGCAUUACCCAAAGCAGAUGAAUCACGUGACUACAUGAUCCCGAAUGACGUCGAGCUGAAGAACAUGUCCAAUACGCAAUGGAAGCAGAUAUAUUGGAAGUAUAUAAACCGCCUUCAGACGCUGUGCAAGGACGUGGUCCGGGUAGUGAAGCUGAAGGACGGGGGAAAAGAGAUAUGUGCUGACGAACGCUACAGGCCGAGAGCUCCAUGCAUCAUAUACUCGUUCGGCAUAAACAAUGACUUAUCGUUUGACAACGAAGCAGUAAAAAUGUUUGGAUGCGAUGUAUUCUGCUUUGAUCCGAGCAUGAAGAUGGAGUCGAAACGCAUUUCAGACCAUGUCUGGUUUUACAAUUGGGGACUUUCUGGAGAGAAUACGGUCGACAAGCAAGGCUGGAAGAUGAAAACUCUGAGAACCAUUAGAAAUGAUCUCGGACACUCGAAUAAAACGAUUGACAUCUUAAAGAUGGACAUAGAGACGUUUGAAUGGAAUUCCAUGCUGCAAAUGAUUCCCGCAGGAGACCUCGAUGACGUCAGACAGUUUGCUGUUGAGACACACUUCAUGCAUGGUAAAAUUCCAGGAAACUUGCAGUUAUCAGCCCUUAGACAACUGUAUGACAGAGGCUUUCGGAUAUUCAUGAGGGACAGAAACAUAAUUGCCGGGAUAGAAGGGUCUAUGACAAAAUUGAAUGAGAUUUCAUUGAUCAACGUUCUCUACAGUUUGGAGACGUGAAGCACGGUAAUAAAAAUAAGUUUUAUUGGGGUGUUGUGUUAUUUGUGUUUUGAUAUCAUAUACAUUUAGACACUCAUAUUCAUAUUGUUUCUAACAAUUUUGUUUCUAACAAACAAUUUACAAUAUCGUGUGUAUAUUGUUUUAUUGUAAAAUAUUUAUAAAAUUUGUUAUAAUUGUGUUGGUGGGAAAAACGUUUUUUUAAAUAAACAAUGCCACUUGGUAAUCAUUAUCGAGUUUAUAUUAAGUGUUUUUAGCAUGACAGGAAAUAUUUAAGUGACGUAUAUCAUGUAUUAAUCGUAUAUCAUGUUUUAUUGUUUAAAGCUGUUUUCAAUAUCGACACUUUUUUCCAAUUUUUUUUGUUUCCUUUUUACUGCCUUCAUUCAUAAAAAUCAUUAUUAUUUUAAUGGACAGAACAGAAAAAAUAUAUUGUAUUGUGUCCCGCGUGAUAACGCCAGAUAACACAGGGCCGCGAGAUAACACGUGAUCGCUCGUCGUCUUGUCUCGAUGCAUUCAAACUUUCGUUAAUGAUAUAUCUCUGAUAUAAAUGAAAUUACCUUUUUAAUCUCUUAUUACAUUAUAUUAUUGUAAUAUCUUUCGUAUUUUAUGUGUAUUUGUUUGCAGUUGUGUACUAAAAUGGGUUAAAAAAAGUAAUUGUUUGUAAUAAAUAUUGUGGUUUGUAUGGGUAAUUUGUUUUUUAUUAAGUAGGAAUAUGCAUGAACAAAUUUUUUUAACAUAUUACAUUAAUACUACAGA
Molecule: messenger RNA, 1997 nt
Organism: Dreissena polymorpha
Lineage: Eukaryota; Metazoa; Mollusca; Bivalvia; Myida; Dreissenidae
Product: probable methyltransferase-like protein 24
Exons: 6
Coding region: 549-1244 (231 amino acids)
Source: RefSeq, a predicted model, not a curated record